This is a messenger RNA of Eurypyga helias (sunbittern), 597 nucleotides long. RefSeq names its product tumor protein D52-like 2 (gene TPD52L2). NCBI's taxonomy places the organism in Eukaryota, Metazoa, Chordata, Aves, Eurypygiformes, Eurypygidae. The transcript is spliced from 6 exons. The record is from RefSeq and is a predicted model, not a curated record. Gene Ontology annotation, cellular component: cytoplasm. The coding region runs from base 40 to 597 and encodes 185 amino acids.
AACCUUAACUCUCCCAACAAAGGUCUGCUGUCGGAUGCCAUGACAGAUGUUCCCGUGGAUAGCGCGGCUUCGGCCAGGACCCCUGCGCCUGAAGGGCUGACUCUUGCUGAAGAGGAGGAGUUGAGAUCUGAGCUUGCCAAGGUUGAAGAAGAAAUUGGUACUCUCAGGCAAGUUCUGGCUGCUAAAGAGAGGCACUGUGGAGAGCUGAAGAGGAAGCUGGGUUUGACUCCCUUGGAUGGGUUGAAGCAAAACCUGUCUAAAAGCUGGCAUGACGUCCAAGUCUCCAACGCUUAUGUGAAAACAUCUGAGAAACUUGGAGAGUGGAAUGACAAAGUGACACAGUCUGACUUUUAUAAGAAGACCCAGGAAACCCUUUCCCAGGCGGGACAGAAGACUUCAGCAGCCCUUUCCAACGUAGGUUCCGUUAUCAGCNCCCCUCUCCUUUCCUCAAGGAAUUCUGCAACCUUCAAGUCGUUUGAAGAUCGCGUUGGGACCAUAAAGUCCAGGGUGGUGGGCAGCAGGGAAAACAGCGCUGAUGGCCUCCACUCCCCCUCGGGAGCUGGGGACAAGCCUCCACCAGACAACGCUCCUUUCUAG